Coturnix japonica (Japanese quail) is the source of this 2803-nucleotide messenger RNA. RefSeq names its product ring finger protein 11 (gene RNF11). The record is from RefSeq and is a predicted model, not a curated record. Gene Ontology annotation, cellular component: ubiquitin ligase complex. Gene Ontology annotation, biological process: ubiquitin-dependent protein catabolic process. Gene Ontology annotation, molecular function: ubiquitin protein ligase activity. NCBI's taxonomy places the organism in Eukaryota, Metazoa, Chordata, Aves, Galliformes, Phasianidae.
GGAGGCGGCCGGCCUGGCCUCAUUGCGCCGGGGCGGGCACAGCUCCCCGGCCGCCGAGCGCGGUGCCGCCGGGCCCUACGUGCGCGAUCCCGGCGGGGCGGAGUGAGAGGAGGAGCCGGGGCGGCCUGUGCGACAAAGCCCAGUGCGCAGAAAGCUGGUGACCAGGAAGCGGAACGGCACCGGGCUGCCGCGGGGCGGGGGGCGGGCGGACCCCACCUGAGCCCCGCUGCCCCAGCGCUCCCGGGCGGGAGCCGAGCCCUGCGGCCCCACGGCUCGGGGCCAAGUGCGGCCGGCGCUGCGGGGCGGCCGUGCUGCCGCUAAGCCGCUUAGGGCCGGGCUGGCAUGAGCCUCCCCGGCGGGGCGGCUGCGGGCUGCGCGCUGCGGGGCGGCUGAGGGUGCGGAGCCGUCCGUCGUAAGGAGGGGGAGAAAGCGGAGGGGACGCCCCUGCUCCCCGGGGGGAAGGAAAAUGGGGAACUGCCUCAAGUCCCCCACAUCAGAUGACAUCUCGCUGCUCCACGAGUCCCAGUCGGACCGGGCCAGCUACGGGGACGGGGCUGAGCCGGAUCAGGAGCCGCCGCCGCCAUAUCAGGAGCAAGUCCCCGUUCCUGUGUAUCACCCAACCCCUAGCCAGACCCGGCUGGCAACGCAGCUGACAGAGGAAGAGCAGAUCCGAAUAGCGCAAAGGAUAGGCCUUAUCCAGCACCUACCGAAGGGAGUCUACGAUCCUGGAAGAGACGGCUCUGAGAAGAAGAUCAGAGAGUGCGUUAUUUGUAUGAUGGACUUUGUGUAUGGGGACCCUAUCCGAUUUCUGCCAUGCAUGCACAUCUACCACCUGGACUGUAUAGAUGACUGGUUGAUGAGAUCCUUUACCUGUCCAUCCUGCAUGGAGCCAGUGGAUGCAGCACUGCUUUCAUCAUACGAGACUAACUGAGCCAGGGUUUCUCCGUGAACCUUCAAGGAGACCAUCCACGUCAAUGGGUUUGAUCCUUUUGUCAUUCAGCCCAAAGAGCCAGAAAUUAGGAAUUAAGGUCAUGCACAAAACAUACAUUUCCUAAUGAAUAAAAAAUACUCCUGAAUGGCUGCAAAUAUUGGGAAAAAAAAAAAAAAGCAUAGUAUUUUAGAGACUAUAGAAAAAGUAGGUUGUUAUUUUUAAUGUAAAGCCUUGACCCAGCGUUGUCUUUAAUGUUUGUUCUUACACCCGUAUAUAGGAAUUGUAAAGUGUUACAGCAACUGUAAAUGUUUAAACUGCGUGUAUCCAAUUUUAUUAGCAGUAAGAUAAGAGUAUUUUUUUUUUCCUAAAUAAAGUAACUUUUUUUUUUCCUGAUUCUUUUCACAAGUCCUGGCAUUUGGGUCAAGGCUUUAUUAAAAUCUACAUUUUAUAACACUGGCACAAAGAAAUAGUUUUAAGCUUGUUUGCACAGUUCUUUUUUUUUCUUCCUUUCUUUUUUCUUUUUCCCUCCACUGGAGAUGGAAUUCAUUGCCUUAGGUCUUUUUAAUAGUGUAAUGUUAUUGUUGGGCUGGCUCUAUGCUUGAAAACCAGUUUAUUUAUAACCUGUUACAAGUGCUAUAUUUUGUUUGCAGUUAGGAAUAUGCAGACUUCAAAGUGAUCUCCUAGCUUGUAAGCAAACUGAGAUGCAUUAUCCCUUUUCUGCAAGUGAUGGUGGAUAUAAAGAUACGGAAUGGGUCCUGCAACUGAGAGUAUGAUACCAUGGCUGUUAGAACUCACUUCAGUUUGCACUAAACAAAUCUUUACAUGUGGAUGUCUACCUGAACUUGACCAAGGUAAAAGUGGGCCAAGAUGGACAGUAAAUAAGCAGUGAAGCUGCCAUAAUUGGAAACAAAGAAAUUGGAACUAAAAUAGCGUUAGCAGCAAUUACUUAUUUUAUCUUUUUUCUCCCUAAAAAAUGGUUGCCUUGAAUUGCAGCAGACGGAUACUGCAUCUCUUGUUCUUGUAGUUCUUAGGUUUCAGAAGUUAAGAAUAAACAUACUGUAUCUCAGUCUCCUGUAUUACAUGUAUCUGUUAAGCCCUGCUGGCUGACACAUCAGUCCACCAUGCAGAUAAGAAAUCUUACCAAGCAAAGAAAAAGUAUUUUGUUCUGCGCAUAAAUGCAGCAUCUAAAUGAAUGCAGAUCGUCACAGCAGCAAUGGAGGGGGAAAAUAGAACUGCUGGAGUCACAGUGACAACAUUAGCUCAUUUCUGCAGCAAAAUUAUGUGCUUAUUAAGAGGUGGUUGCAAGAUUGUAGCUGUAAAGAACUUUUAUCCAUUUAGGGUGGGUUUUUUUCCUUUUUCUUUCUUAACGUGCCCUGCAGUGACUUGUAUACAUUCAGUGCAGCGCUGAUCCAUUUUGAAGUCUUGGUCUUGCAGAAUGAGAUGCAAAUCUCACAUAACCACAGCGAAUCAGGGAACGUUCUUGUUUGUUUUUCACGUGCUGUUUGAGUACUUGUUCUAUCGAGUUGUGUUUGAAGACCCCAAGUACUUUUGACCUUGUGUAUCAACCAGCUACAACUGUGCAUGGCACGGAUACUUUGUGAAGGGUUGGUGAGCAAAAGGCAGAACCAACACGUUGAUUUAUUUAUUACUCCUAUAGCUGAUAGCAACCUGCUCCCUUAUUGAGGAACUCCAAGCCGCAGUUGGAAACAAAGCAGUCUACAGUCCUACAUUCACUCAAAUUCUACAGAUUUACCCGGACACAAUUUUGUGCUUAAUUCAUACAUACAUGCUUACAUGGAGCAAAAUCGGGGCGGACAGACCUGAAGUUGUGCAAUAUUUUUCAGUGCAAAAUAAUUGUUCCUUUUCAUCAUU